AUUUUUCGUCCUUGGUGUUACAAAGAGAGGUGAACAAGAAGUUUGGUGAGGAAUUUCAGACGCCAACGUUUAAACGUAAAGUAGAAAUAAUAAUAAGAAUUGAGCCACUAUGCAUUUGGACAAUGGUUUGCUUAUACCUCUCUUCGUUUUUCUACUAUGUAAAGGUAACCUUGUUAAUGGAAACAACGAAAAAGCAAGGUUGAUUAAAGACUUGUUGAAAAACUACUGUCCGGACGCAAGGCCCUUUGAUAACUAUUCAAGUAGUUAUAACAACAACUCUAGACCUUUUAAAAACGAUUUUCGUCCCGUCAAAGUUUAUUUUUCGCUCACUUACCAUCAACUACAAGAUUUUAAUGAGCCUGCCCAAAUUGCCAAAUCCUUAGUUUGGAUACGCACGUAUUGGACAGAUAUUAAUUUAAAGUGGAAUGCAAGCGAGUAUGGAGGAAACGAGCAUGUUCAUAUCAGCGCAGAAAAAAUAUGGAUACCUGACUUGACACUUUAUAAUAGCGCAAAUGGAGAAGGUGAAAAGAUGUAUGACCUUAGUUAUCAAGCAAGGGUACAAUCGAAUGGCAACGUCAGUUUGGCUUCUCCUCUCCUCUUGGAAUCAAUAUGUCAUAUCAACCUCAAAGACUUUCCAUUUGAUGCUCAAAAAUGUGAAUUGAGAAUUGGCUCCUGGACAUACGAUAGCUCUGACCUAGAUUUAAAAAUAGCACCAUCAACCAAAGGCAUCAUUAUGGACCACCUAGAAACCAAUUCUCUUUGGCAUUAUAAACAUAAAUCAGCCAAGGUUGUGCAUAGCUCCAUUAAGUACACGUGUUGCAAAUUUCCAUUCCACGACCUAAUUUAUACUUUUGAAUUUCAAAGAAAGUCACUAUAUUAUGUGUUGAACAUAAUAAUACCGACAAUGUUUCUAUCAGCUCUGACCUGUAUCUCAUUUUGUUUUCCUCCCCAUUCUGGUGAGAGGAUAUCGCUUGGGAUCUCAGUUAUGAUUGGUAUAUAUCUGAUUAUGAUAGUCGUAAACGAGCAGACACCAGUCUCCUCCGACACUAGACCAAUGUUGACUUUAUUUCUAAUCUGUAUUCAGGCGUCUACAUUUGUGUCCCUUUUGCUUACUGCUAUUGCCCUGCAACUACAUCACAAAACAAAGCCUUUACCCAGUUGGUUUAGGAAGUUUUGUGAAUGCAUAAUUAAAAAAAUAUGUAGGAUAUGUAAGACAAUGAAAAAAAAAAUCAACGAAAAAAUCUGCGGGUGUCAGCGUUGCCCCCUUUCUAGUACUCCCUGUAACAACAACGACAGUGAGAGCAGUGGCGGUAUCCAUAAUCCAGGAUGUCAAGAAUCGUCUCCAAGCAGUGAUGCUGGAAGCAUACCAAUGGAUCUACAGGAGGAAACGAAUUCAACGAAUCUACAGGAGGAAAUAUCCACAGAAAAUAAUGAUUCAUGGGAAUAUGAUAUAUUUUCCUUUUAUUUUUUCCUUGGGGUUUUCGGCAUUUUUUUCAUUGUCAUUUUGAUAUAUGCAGUAUGACACACAAACUAGUUAUAUUGCCAAUGCUUAAAUAUAUAAUCUUAAAAUAAUCGUAAUUGGUAAUAACAUAUAUUGUAAUGGUUGAACUGUAAUUUUUGUUGGCUUACAUAUUAUGAAUUAGUUUCAAAAACAUUUUUGCCGGGCAUGACUGUUUUCUCAUUAACUAUUAAAAACGUCUACUGGGACUAAAACAAACCGGUGCUUUCUCACAUUUACCAAGCACGAAACAUAACAACUCAUACGUAUUCACUGACUUGUAAAUUUUAUACCUUUAUAAUUAUGAGUAAAUUUGUUAAUUUUUUGUUGAA
This is a messenger RNA of Xenia sp. Carnegie-2017, 1830 nucleotides long. Its product is annotated as neuronal acetylcholine receptor subunit alpha-7-like. Gene Ontology annotation, biological process: signal transduction; regulation of membrane potential; monoatomic ion transmembrane transport. Gene Ontology annotation, molecular function: transmembrane signaling receptor activity; neurotransmitter receptor activity; extracellular ligand-gated monoatomic ion channel activity. The coding region runs from base 110 to 1522 and encodes 470 amino acids. Gene Ontology annotation, cellular component: neuron projection; membrane; synapse. The transcript has 7 exons. NCBI's taxonomy places the organism in Eukaryota, Metazoa, Cnidaria, Anthozoa, Malacalcyonacea, Xeniidae. The record is from RefSeq and is a predicted model, not a curated record.